AAUGUUUGAAGGAGGAACGAGUAAGAUACUCUGGCUAGCACAGAGUGUGCCCCUGUUCGGACUGCUUUGUUAUGUUUCUUAUCAGUGGAGAAACCUCCUCUCCAUCGUCAUCCUCAUUGCUUCACUUUACUCCUUCACCAAGAAUGCCAUCGCCGUGGUAGUUGAGUCAAACAAAGUCCCCAAGCGUGCAUUCAUAUUGCUUGUAUUCUUUGACCUGUGGGUGGGCUUGGUGAUGUUGAAUAAAUACAUUUACCUAGAUAUGAAGUACUCACGUGGUUUCCUGGACUGUUUCAUGAAGUACACUGGUAAAUCAUCUGCCACUACAGAACAAACCAUCUACAAAGUAAACAAGCACGUGGAAGUGUACGUGUACAAACCAUGUACAAUCUCCAACAAGGGCUGUGUAGUGUACAUACACGGGGGAGGGUUCUGCUUUCUGUCCGCGGCAGGCUUCAACAAGUCUAUCUCUCAGAUGUCCCACUACUUGGAGAUGGUGGUGGUGAGUGUGGAGUACAGACUAGCUCCAGAGCACCGCUUCCCAGCUGGUCUGAUAGACAGCUACUCUGCAGUGCAGUGGGUACAUGAUAACAGUGAGAUGUUGGGGGUGGAUUGUAACAGUAUCUUUGUAGCUGGAGAUAGUGCGGGAGGGAACUUAUCUGCUGCUGUUAGUCUGCUGUACAGAGACAGACAGGGGGCACCACUAGAGGCUGAGACACAGGACGUGCUUCCAGAGACUGAGACAGAAGAGGCACUUCCAGAAACAGAGACACAAGACGCUCCUCAAGAUAAGACACCAGAAGAUAAGAAAAGACCUGGUCUAGCAGGGCAGAUCCUCCUCUACCCUCUUCUACAAGGUUACAGUAGCUCUCACCCCUCCAUGAUAGAUAACGGCACCUCAUUCUUCCCUCACCCUGAAAUGGCCAUGGCCUGUAUAUCUAUGUAUGUAUCAGGAGGAGACAGAUUUACCCGUUGGUUGGGGGACCCUGAAAAGAUACCGACCAAAGCUCCCAAGUUCUGGCAGACAGUGGUAAACAAGGAUGCCAGUCAGUUGGAAACGAUAAAGGAAGUUAAAAUGUUGGCUGAGCAUUCUGAUAACGUUACUUUUAUGGAGAUUAUGGGUAAUAGUUACCUGCUCCCGCUUCACGCAGAAGACGUCAGUAACCUGCCCCCCGCGUACAUAACGGUCGCGGCUGCAGACACGCUGCGCGACGAGGGGGAGUGGUACGCGCACUAUCUACGAGAAAAUGGAAACAGCGUGGAGUUAAGCGAGGUUAAACAUGUGCAUGGGUUUAUGAUGCAGUACGAAACGAAUGAGAUAGCUAGAGGUGAACUUAUGAAGAUUAAAAAGUGGAUCGGUAAAACUCUAAGUGUGAACUGAUUGUAUUAAGGAACAUUUAGAAAUCACUGUUAUCAUCAUUAUAUCCCAUAGUUACUAAAUUGAUAGCUCAUUUUUUUAACUAUUAAAGUGGCAAAUAUUUGCUUAUGUAAUACUUCUUGUUUUGAUUGAUGUUCAACUUUUAUGAUUUUAUCAUCUUGUUUUAAAUUAUAGGUAUUAGUGAGUCGAAGUUUUUACAUUUUUAUGAUGGGCGAUGAGGAGGUCUCCAUUUCCUAUAUUACCUGUUCAACCAAUCCUAAUUCAGCAUUAUGUCUCACUUUCUAAACAAAUAAGUAAAAUAUAAACUAAUUAACGAAACUUUUGUGAAAGGUAAAUAAACAAAAUAAUAAAGAUCGUCCUAGCAGAUCCACAGCAAAAGCAACAAAUAAGAUAGCUACAAUAAUAUCCAAACAGGUACAGGUGUAUCCAAACAAGUGCUGAACCUACCUUAGAAACACGAAACUUCCAAUACUUUAACCAAUCACAGCAGCUCCCUGAAACCACGUGAUUUGUCUUGUUCAAUCAGAGAGCUCCAUUUGCACCGUUACUUAUCUGCACUUCCCUCUCAGAAACAUGGCUUUUAGAUCCUCUAUAUUGUUUAAAUCUGUACAACUCCUCCACUGCAGUGGUACUGCACUACUGCACUACUGUACACGUAUAAUCUAACUACUUGUGUGGCAAAUAAUACCUUAAUAACAGCAGCUGUAGAGAGUGUUUUAACCGUAUUUGGCCAGAUUACCAGUUUAGCUCUCGUGUUCAAUGGAAUGUAAUUUAUUUUACGGAGACACAUGACAUACUUUAGGAGUUGGAUGUAAGUUAAAGCUUUUUUCGUGUUACUGAUGAUAUUAAGGUAAUGGCAGUUUUGUGGGAUUAUAUUUAAAUUUUGUAUUUCUGUUA
Messenger RNA from Bolinopsis microptera, 2272 nucleotides. RefSeq names its product arylacetamide deacetylase-like 2. The coding region runs from base 2 to 1378 and encodes 458 amino acids. Lineage: Eukaryota; Metazoa; Ctenophora; Tentaculata; Lobata; Bolinopsidae. Gene Ontology annotation, molecular function: hydrolase activity. The record is from RefSeq and is a predicted model, not a curated record. The transcript has a single exon.